Molecule: messenger RNA, 2023 nt
Organism: Antrostomus carolinensis (chuck-will's-widow)
Lineage: Eukaryota; Metazoa; Chordata; Aves; Caprimulgiformes; Caprimulgidae
Product: leukemia inhibitory factor receptor-like
Exons: 6
Coding region: 131-1285 (384 amino acids)
Biological process (GO): cytokine-mediated signaling pathway; positive regulation of cell population proliferation
Cellular component (GO): external side of plasma membrane; signaling receptor complex
Molecular function (GO): ciliary neurotrophic factor receptor binding; cytokine binding; oncostatin-M receptor activity
Source: RefSeq, a predicted model, not a curated record
CUUCAUAAGUGAAAUACUCUUACAGUGAUUUUCUCUUGCAGCUCUGUUUAGACCUGGCGUGAGAUACAACUUUUCACUAUAUGGCUGCAAAUCCAGUGGAUAUCAGUUAUUGAAAAACAUAACUGGGUAUAUGAAAGAGCUGCCUCCAAAACGUGCACCAAAUUUUACUGUAGAGGAAACUUCUUCAGAUUCUAUAUUGGUAAAAUGGGAAGAUAUUCCUAUUGAAGAUUGUCAGGGGUUUUUAGAGGGUUAUCGUCUUUCCUUUGCAAAAGGUGAAAAAGAUGCUUUAAAGCCUAGGCUUUCGGAAUCAGGGAAUCCAGAACUUAAAGUUAAGAAUAUCACUGACUUAACAAAGAAGUCUUUGAAAAUACUUGAUCUUCAAGGCAAAACAAGUUACCAGCUGGACCUACAAGCCUAUACUGCUGGUGGGUUGAGCCCACCAAACAGCCUCUAUGUGGUGACAAAGGAGGACUCUGUAGGAUUAAUCAUUGCAAUCCUUAUCCCUGUGGCAGUGGUUGUACUGCUUGGAGUGGUGGCCAGCAUCUUCUGCUACAGAAAGAGGGAAUGGAUUAAAGAAACAUUUUAUCCAGAGAUACCGAAUCCUGAGAACAGUAAGGCGUUGCAGUUUCAGAAGAACAUCUGUGAGGGGAAUAAGACACUUAAAACACUGGAAAUGAACCCCUGCACUCCCAAUAGUGUUGAAGUGGUGGAAACACAGUCUGCAGCUCCAAAGAUUGAAGACACAGAGAUGAUGUCCCCGGCAGCAGACACCACUGUGCCUGAAGACGGCUCUGACUCAGAAACAGAGAACCAUGUGGUUGUGUCCUACUGCCCUCCUAUCAUUGAAGAAGAGAUCUCAAAUGCCCCUAUGGAUGAACCUGUGGGGUCAUCUCAGGUGGUUUACAUUGACAUCCAGUCAAUGUAUCAGCCUCAAAUUAAGUCAGAGGAGGAGCCAGAAAUAGACUUAGUGACUACAGCAGGCUAUAAGCCCCAAAUGCAGCUGCCUAUCAGUGCUCUGAAAAUAGAGAGUCACACACCUGCAGAGGAAGAAUUGGAUAAAAGUGAAGGUUACAGACCUCAAGCAAACACAAAUGCCUGGAACAUAGACACUCCAGACUCUCCUGGGUCAGUUGAAAGCAACAAUGAAAAUGCAUCUUUUGGGAGCCCGUGCUCCAUUAAUUCCCGACAGUUUCUGCUUCCCCCAAAAGAUGAUGAAGACUCUCCCAAACCUAGUAACAUAGGGUGGUCCUUCACACACUUUUUUCAGAACAAACCAAAUGAUUAACAGUGAGUCCUCGUUGUACCUGAACCUGCCUUCUGAAUAAGCUCUUAUUCCUGAUGUUGUAAAGAAAGGAGGAAGAAAAGUGCAAAAGGCAUGAAUUAUUCUUGGAGACAGUCAGCAGAGGUUCUAGUGAGCUGAAUGUUAUGUUUAAGUUAGCAAAAGUGUUAAUGUUCCAUUUUAAUAGAGGCCAAGAGGUCGAAGUUAUAGCAAUUUAGUUAUUACUCUAGUAAAAUAUAUUGGAUAUAAAGAGUAUUGAGUUUAGAGCUUCUGAUAGUCAAAGUCAAAGAACUCUGCCUACUUUCACAUAGUGGUCCAGGAUUAAUAUGGUCUCAUGCAACUUAUAACUUGGAAAGAUUGCUUUGCUUUGUUGUAGUUGUUCUCAACCAUGUGCACUCAAAUGAUGCAGCCCCAACAGGUUUCCUUCCUGAAGGUUUCAUUUAUCACAAACCUUAACCUAACAGUGGAAACAAUGUGGUUGGAAAGUGUUGAGAUCUUUUACCUAGUUGUAAACGAAGAACAAAUAGGACUGCUUUUUUUUUUUUUUCUUCUCCCAUACAGAAGGGUGUUGUCACUGUUUUAACACUUCUGAAGCAAUGGCCAUUCAAAUCUGUUGCUUUUUAACUAGACACUAAUAUCUGUACCUACUGUACAAUGUUUAUUCAAUGUUUGACUCAGGGGUACAAACUUGGGGAAAAAAAAGUUUAACACUGAUUUAAACCUCAACGAGAACUGCAUAAAGUU